CCCACCCUCUGUUCUUCAUCUCCCUCCCCUCUCUCGCCACCUCUCUCAUCAUUGUGAAGGUGGUGUGAGUGGCAGGGCUAGGAAGAGGACACACAGCAUUAGCACGGGCAUCCCCAGCAUCAUCACUCAGCAUCCCUUCACCUAAAAGGACAGAAUGGCAGAGGGCUCAGUAUCAGAAGCAGAGGUGGAGACGGCCUUCAAGAAGUUUGCCAUUCAUGGGGACACCAAGGCUAAUGGGAAGGAGAUGAAUGGCAAGAACUUUGCCAAACUCUGCAAGGACUGCCGGGUCAUCGACGGCAAGAACGUCACCGCCACCGACGUGGACAUCGUCUUCACUAAAGUCAAGGCGAAGACAGCUCGUGUGAUCACCUUUGAGCAAUUCAGCCAGGCCCUGUCAGAGUUGGCCCCAAAACGUUUUAAAGGGAAGGGCCAGGAGGAGGCGCUGCAGCAGCUCUAUGGCCUCAUAGCAGGGAAGGAGCCCUCCAACGCGGGCGUCACUAAAGUGGCCAAGGCAGCGGCGGUGGACAGACUGACAAACACCACCAAAUUCACGGGGGCACACAAGGAGCGUUUUGACGAGACUGGCAAAGGGAAGGGCAAGGCUGGGCGAGAGGAGAUCCCAGAUGCCAGUGGCUAUGUGGGGGCCUACAAGGGGAAGGGCACCUAUGAGGAUAAGGUCAAGGAAGCAUAGGCAGGAUAGAGGAAACAGAGAGAGAGCUACUCAGACCCUACCAUUUACCCCAAAACCCCCCCUAAAUACUGGACUUUCAAUUAGAACUGAGAACUGCACAGGUACAGGAGGAUGGACUGUUUAGUCACUGGAUGCCAUAGUAUCAGGGGAGGCCAUCAUUGUAAAUAAUAAUUUCUUCUCAACUGACUUGCCUAGUUAAAUAAAGGUUACAUUUAAAAAUGUAAAAAUAUAUCCUCAGAGUUACAGGGUGGGGUUGGGGUGGUAGGAUGGAGAGGGGAGGUGUAACGGUUCCAGUGGGGAGUAAACCUGAAUAUGAAAUAUUACCUUUACUAGUUGAUAAAGAAUAAUGAUUUCUUAGGGAGAAAAUGUACUUAAAUAAUCUACAUACUCCCCCUUCGUAAAUGCUCCAGCCCAACCCCUGACCCCAUCCCUCCCAGCUUUACUAAACACCUCAGUCAGCGCACUUAUUACUACAGGAAGUAACUCAGCUCCCUACUACUACAGGAAGUAACUCAGCUCCCUACUACUACAGGAAGUAACUCAGCUCCCUACUACUACAGGAAGUAACUCAGCUCCCUACUACUACAGGAAGUAACUCAGCUCCCUAUUACUACAGGAAGUAACUCAGCUCCCUACUACUACAGGAAGUAACUCAGCUCCCUACUACUACAGGAAGUAACUCAGCUCCCUACUACUACAGGAAGUAACUCAGCUCCUUACUACUACAGGAAGUAACUCAGCUCCCUACUACUACAGGAAGUAACUCAGCUCCCUACUACUACAGGAAGUAACUCAGCUCCCUAUUACUACAGGAAGUAACUCAGCUCCCUACUACUACAGGAAGUAACUAAGCUCCCUACUACUACAGGAAGUAACUCAGCUCCCUACUACUACAGGAAGUAACUCAGCUCCCUACUACUACAGGAAGUAACUCAGCUCCCUACUACUACAGGAAGUAACUCAGCUCCCUACUAUUACAGGAAGUAACUCAGCUCCCUACUACUACAGGAAGUAACUCAGCUUCCUACCACUACACACAUUGUGCUUUAUCAUUGAGGUUGCUUCUAACACUAAUGCCCUGGUAUUAUGCACUUCUUUCACCCACAUCCUUCUCAACUGAUGUACAUAGCUUCAUCUGCUCUGCUAUAAUAACUGUAUAUUGGAAAUAUAAAUGGAUGAAUUAAUAAAUACAUUAUUAGAUGAUGUAAUAGAUUAAUGAAUGGUGAAUACAUUCAAAGAUAUAUAGACUGUAUCUGGACAUUAUAGUCCUUUGCUUGUGCUGUAGAUUGGCCACAUGGAAUAAGAGACAGAUGAGUCCUCUCCUCCUCUGAGAAGAUGGGAACACUGUCUGUUGGAGGACUGGGAGCCUCCUGACUACACUGUUGUUCUGUCCUUCCUGAUCACUGUACAGUCUAGCUGUGUCUCCCUCUGUUCUGAAGAGCUGGAAAAUACUAUGUAAACGCUCAAAUAAAUCACUGAGCAGCAAAUCA
Messenger RNA from Salvelinus fontinalis (brook trout), 2181 nucleotides. RefSeq names its product tubulin polymerization-promoting protein family member 3-like. Gene Ontology annotation, molecular function: tubulin binding. The coding region runs from base 155 to 691 and encodes 178 amino acids. The record is from RefSeq and is a predicted model, not a curated record. The transcript is spliced from 4 exons. Gene Ontology annotation, cellular component: microtubule. Gene Ontology annotation, biological process: microtubule bundle formation; positive regulation of protein polymerization; microtubule polymerization. NCBI's taxonomy places the organism in Eukaryota, Metazoa, Chordata, Actinopteri, Salmoniformes, Salmonidae.